UGCACGGAAGUUUGAUCUAUAAAUAUUUAGCAAAAAAAAAAACAACAAUAGAGAGACGUAACGUAACAACCUCGGCUUCUACGACUAGGAGUCGAAGUCGACUGACGACUCACGACUGGCGUAGCGUAGGAGGCGGCGGUUCCAAGCGACCAUCCAAUAAUCGCCACCCUCACGCGAGAAAUCCCCGAACACAUACGAUUUCUGCCAGUCUGAAGUUUUGGACUUUAUGUGAGCUGUUGCCAAUUCAACUGCUUCUGCUACACGAUCCAUUAACUGCUUUCCGAUCCGUGUUCUGUGAUGUUUGCCCUCUUCCUCAGGGCCAAUUUGGCAAUUUGUCAGAACACACACAGGCAACUUUUGGGGAACUACACGUGUAUGGAGUUUUAUUAGUAUUCCAGGGGCGUCACAAUGGCAUACUUUCCUGAUGAAGUAGUAGGGUAUAUCCUUGGUUAUGUAACGUCGCAUCAGGACCGCAACGCGGUGUCCUUGGUCUGCCGGGCAUGGUACGACAUUGAGCGUCAUGGCCGCCAUUCAGUGCUUGUAAGAAACUGUUAUGCGGUGUGCCCAGAGCGUGUACACAUGCGGUUUCCCAACAUGCGUGCACUGAGCUUGAAGGGCAAACCGCACUUUGCUGAAUUCAACCUUGUCCCGGCGGGUUGGGGUGCCACUGCAAAUCCAUGGGUGGAUGCGUGCGCCCGUGCAUGCCCAGGUCUUGAGGAGCUCCGGCUGAAGUUUAUGGUUGUGACUGAUGAAUGCCUCAAGUUGCUUUCUCUAUCCUUUACCAACUUUAAAUCACUUGUCCUUGUUUGUUGUGAGGGGUUCAGUACUACCGGGCUUGCUAAUAUUGCCACCAAUUGCAGGUUUCUUAAGGAACUAGACUUACAAAAGAGUUGUGUGAAACAUCAAGACCAUCAGUGGAUUAAUUGUUUUCCCAAGUCUUCAACAUCACUAGAAUGCUUGAAUUUUUCCUGCUUGACUGGGGAGGUGAAUGCUGUUGCACUGGAGGAACUUGUUGCAAGGAGUCCAAAUCUUAAAAGUUUAAGGCUGAAUCUUGCAGUUCCAUUUGAUGUUUUGUCCAGAAUCCUUUCUCGCACACCUAAGCUAGAGGAUUUAGGCACAGGAUCCUUUUUACAAGGCAAUGACCCUGCUGCAUAUGCCAGUUUAUGUAGAGCUCUUGAGAACUGCACUUCACUGAAGAGUAUAUCUGGUUUUUGGGAUGCUCCAGGCUUUUAUGUUCAAGGAAUUUUGUCAAAUUGCAAGAUCAGAAAUCUUACAUGCUUGAAUCUCAGCUAUGCUACAUUGAUUCAGAGUACCCAGCUUAUCGGUAUUAUUCGUCAUUGUAAGAAGCUCCAUGUCUUAUGGGUGUUAGAUCACAUUGGUGAUGAGGGCUUGAAGGCUGUGUCCUUUUCUUGUCCUGAUCUUCAGGAGUUGAGGGUAUAUCCAAGUGUUGUUGCACCAAGAGGUACUGUGACGGAGGAAGGGUUGGUAGCCCUAUCUUCGUGUCGGAAGUUACAGCAUGUGCUCUUCUCUUGUGUUCGAAUGACAAACACGGCGCUGAUGACAAUAGCAAGGUACUGCCCACGGCUAACGUCCUUCAGACUAUGCAUUCGCAAGCCCAGGUCAGCAGACGCCGUCACAGGACAGCCACUGGACGAAGGCUUUGGGGCGAUAGUGCGGUCCUGCAGAGGCCUGAGGCGUCUUGCCAUGUCCGGCCUCCUCACGGACAGCGUGUUCCUGUACAUCGGCAUGUACGCGGAGAAGCUGGAGAUGCUCUCGGUAACGUUCGCGGGGGACACCGACGACGGCAUGGUCUAUGUGCUCAAUGGCUGCAGGAACCUCAAGAAGCUGGUAAUCAAGGAGAGCCCCUUCGGUGACGCCGCUCUCCUCGCGGGCGCGCACAGGUACGAGUCAAUGCGCAGUCUCUGGAUGUCGUCCUGCCAGAUCACCCUGGGUGGCUGCAAGGCCCUUGCGGCCACCAUGCCAAACAUCAAUGUCGAGGUCAUCGGUGGGGCGAGCUUUGGUGCGAUGGAUGGUGGUGUCAGCGGUGCGAGGAAGGUGGACAUGCUCUACCUCUACCGUACUCUGGCUGGACCUAGAUGCGAUACGCCAGGGUUCGUCUCGAUAUUGUGAGCUGUAUCUAUGGCUACUGUUGGUGGCGUUCAGGGAAACCCGAUGUUCUUAACCGUGCCUGCUGCGGGCUGUGGCUGUGCUACUGUCUGGUAGUGUUUCGGAAACAUGAUGUUUAUUUGCGUAAGGUAGUGUUUGGUUCUGGAACCAUUUUAAGCCUUGUUCAGAUAUUCAUAUACCUCAUGGAUUGGAAGUGAUUAGAAAAAAAUAUGAAUAAUUUUGACUUACUAUGUAUUGAAA
Zea mays is the source of this 2367-nucleotide messenger RNA. RefSeq names its product transport inhibitor response 1 protein. Gene Ontology annotation, cellular component: SCF ubiquitin ligase complex. NCBI's taxonomy places the organism in Eukaryota, Viridiplantae, Streptophyta, Magnoliopsida, Poales, Poaceae. Bases 409 to 2130 code for a protein of 573 amino acids. Gene Ontology annotation, molecular function: protein binding. The record is from RefSeq and is a predicted model, not a curated record. Gene Ontology annotation, biological process: SCF-dependent proteasomal ubiquitin-dependent protein catabolic process. The transcript has 5 exons.